CCAGACAUCACAUCACAGUCUCAUACUCGUGAAAUAUGCAGCAUGAGCAGUCUCCCUCUGUCAUCCGCACAAUACUAUCGCCAGAUCUCCAUGGCGACUCCCCCUGAAUUCCACAGCUUCAUGCACCAAUAGUCUCUCUCUCUCUCUCUCUCUCUCUCUCUGCUCCUUCUUUCAGAAUGCCCUUGAGUGUCGAGGAUUCAACACUUGACACUAAUCCCGGCAACAAAUCCUCAGAAAGACCGUCGUGCUUUAAGAGAUCACGAACAAUCGCCGCCGGCGAGCUUCGACGAGCCACCCCUCUCUUCCCUGCCCUCCGCCGCGUCUCCUCCUCUCUCUCGUGCUCUAACCGGCCGUUUGGUGCGCCGGCUCGGCGUGCUUCUAUUAAGGCUUCGAUUUUCGAUGGCCGACACGGUAGGCUGGUGGAUGCCGUGCAAGGAAUGAGUGCUUCUGCGGCGGAGUCGAUACCGAAGGUGGAGAAGGAAGUGGUUCCGAUGGCGGCUCGAGUUUCAGGCUCAGGGACUACAGACGGCGCUUGUAUAAUUUGGAGAUUCAACUGUUCUUGGGUUCUUUACUUGCUCACUUUCUGUUGUAUAUUAUCUGUAUCUUAUGUAAUUUAUUUAUGGAUCGAAACAGCAGGACUCCAGGAAGAGAUUAUUAACCUUCAUAAAGAGUGUAGUCAGAAAGAUGUUGGGAAUAACAUCAUCAGAGUUUUGCAGCGUGAAGAUAUUAAUUCAUUGUCUUAUUUUAGCAAUGCUGAUAGUAGAACUGUUGCUCUAUAUACUGUUCUGUUUGUACUCAGUAUUCCAUUUUUGUUAUUCAAGUAUCUUGACUAUCUUCCUCAAAUAAAGAAUCUCUUAAAGAGGGAAAUGAAUAACAAGGAGGAAGUUUCCUUGAAGAAGAGAAUUGCAUAUAGGGUGGAUGUUUUUUUCUCCGUAUAUCCUUAUGCAAAAAUUCUCGGGCUUCUCUUUGCAACUGUAUUUCUCAUAGCAUUUGGUGGCUUGGCACUGUACGCUGUUAGUGAUGGAAGCUUUGGUGAUGCUUUAUGGCUUUCGUGGACUUUUGUAGUUGACUCAGGAAAUCAUGCUGAUAGGGUUGGUACUGGGCCAAGGAUUAUAUCUGUUUCUUUAAGUUCAGGAGGCAUGCUGAUAUUUGCAAUGAUGCUUGGGCUUGUUUCUGAUGCAAUCUCAGAGAACGUUGAUUCACUACGAAAAGGAAAAAGUGAAGUAAUUGAGAGGAACCACAUACUAAUCCUUGGAUGGAGUGACAAAUUGGGUUCACUCUUGAAGCAGCUAGCAAUAGCAAAUAAGAGCAUCGGUGGUGGUGUUGUUGUUGUACUUGCUGAAAGAGACAAGGAAGAAAUGGAAAUGGAUAUAGCAAAGCUAGAGUUUGACUUCAUGGGGACAUCUGUCAUAUGCAGAAGUGGCAGUCCUCUCAUAUUGGCUGACUUAAAGAAGGUCUCAGUUUCAAAGGCCCGUGCUAUUAUUGUAUUGGCAUCAGAUGAAAAUGCUGAUCAGAGUGAUGCACGUGCUUUGAGGGUUGUGCUCAGUCUCACUGGAGUAAAAGAGGGUUUAAGAGGUCAUGUUGUUGUAGAGAUGAGUGAUCUUGAUAAUGAGCCCUUGGUGAAGCUUGUUGGAGGAGAACUUGUUGAAACAGUUGUUGCACAUGAUGUGAUUGGACGUUUGAUGAUACAGUGUGCUCUCCAACCUGGCCUCGCACAGAUAUGGGAGGAUAUUUUGGGGUUUGAGAAUGCUGAGUUUUAUAUCAAAAGGUGGCCUCAGUUGGAUGGAAUGCGUUUUGAAGAUGUACUUAUUUCAUUUCCUGAUGCAGUUCCCUGUGGAAUUAAGGUUGCUGCAGAUGGUGGGAAGAUAAUUAUCAAUCCAGAUGAUAAUUAUGUUCUGGAAGAAGAUGAUGAAGUCCUUGUUAUUGCUGAGGAUGAUGACACCUAUGCUCCUGGUCCUCUGCCAGAGGUAAGAAGGGGAUUUUUUCCUCACAUAAUUGAUCCUCCAAAAUAUCCUGAGAAGAUACUGUUCUGUGGCUGGCGUCGUGACAUUGACGAUAUGAUUAUGGUUCUAGAGGCAUUGUUGGCACCGGGUUCAGAACUAUGGAUGUUUAACGACGUUCCAGAAAAAGAAAGAGAGAAGAAGUUGACUGAUGGUGGUCUUGAUGUUUCUCAAUUGGAGAACAUAAAACUUGUCCAUCGUGAGGGAAAUGCUGUCAUCCGUAGGCACUUGGAGAGUCUUCCUUUGGAGACAUUUGAUUCUAUUUUAAUUCUUGCCGAUGAAUCUGUGGAGGACUCCAUUGUACAUUCUGAUUCACGGUCUCUUGCUACCCUUCUCCUCAUUCGAGAUAUUCAGUCAAAACGUCUCCCUUGCAAAGAUCCUUCACGGCAUUCUGGAUUCUCCCAUAGCUCUUGGAUCCGUGAAAUGCAGCAAGCUUCAGAUAAAUCAAUAAUUAUUAGUGAGAUUUUGGACUCUAGGACAAGAAACCUGGUGUCUGUAUCAAGAAUUAGUGAUUAUGUGCUGUCAAAUGAGUUGGUUAGCAUGGCACUAGCAAUGGUAUCUGAAGAUAAGCAAAUAAAUCGUGUUCUUGAGGAACUCUUUGCAGAAGAGGGAAAUGAGAUGUGCAUCAAACCAGCAGAAUUCUAUGUAUUUGACCAGGAAGAGCUCUGUUUUUUUGAUAUAAUGAUUAGGGGUCGUCAAAGACAGGAAAUUGUGAUUGGAUACCGCCUUGCAGCUACAGAGCGUGCCAUAAUUAACCCUGCAAAAAAGUCAGAGCCAAGGAAAUGGUCCCUUGAUGAUGUGUUUGUUGUGAUUUCAUUGGGUGAUUGAUGAGACUACGAGAAAUCUCUUUUUACCAUUUUGCUGAGGGUAUUCUAAUGCAGUUGAUACCCAAAGCUUACCCCAACUGCUGAGUGGACUAGUGAUCAUGGCCUUUCAUGCUAAGCAUGAAGUGUUUUCAAUCCUUCCUACUUCCCUUGCCCCGUCCUUGCCUAUUAAAAUAUCAAAAUAGAAAAAAUAAAAAUAAAUUAUGCCACUUGACCCAACUCCCCUUAUCUUUACGAUUUUGAAAAUUAUAGCUGAAUUUGGUUGAGCAAAUCCACUUAUUCUAAUAGAAGGGAUGACAUCUCAUAGAAAUACAAUGACUUGGCAAUCUGCGGUUGGAGAUUGCAACAGAGGAUGGAAAGGUUAGUCCAGAUAUUUUGUACCUGUAUUUUCCAGCUAAUAUAAGUUGCCAUGGUUUAGCAUUAGGUUGCUGUAUGAAUUGUAACUUAAUUUGUAUCCAGGAAAAAUUCUCUCAGCCUAGUGGAGCAUUUUAGGAUGCCAAUCAUGAUGUUGUAAGCUAAUUUGUUGUACCUGAGUAUGAACUCAUCAUUCUAAACUGAAUGUUGGGAAGAAAUUAAUGAAAUGUUAAUGUGGGGGACAAUUUCCUCAUGGAUCCCUGUUUAUAUAA
Messenger RNA from Malania oleifera, 3450 nucleotides. RefSeq names its product ion channel DMI1. The coding region runs from base 177 to 2828 and encodes 883 amino acids. Lineage: Eukaryota; Viridiplantae; Streptophyta; Magnoliopsida; Santalales; Ximeniaceae. The record is from RefSeq and is a predicted model, not a curated record. The transcript is spliced from 12 exons. Gene Ontology annotation, biological process: monoatomic ion transport.